CGCAUGAGGUACUUCCGGUUUGAUCAGGCCUGGCAAUCGGUCGCCGGGCUGGUGGUGUCUGCGCACACGGUGCUUCUGCUUGGGCUCAGGGCCGUGGAAUCCGGCGACUGUGUCGCCAGUCCUGGUUGCCAGCCAUGGCCUCUCUGCUGGCCAAGGAUGCCUAUCUUCAGGACUUGGCCAAGAAGAUCUGCGCGCAGCCUGGCCCUGAGCGGCAAUGGAACAAGUGUGCUGUCAGAACAAAAGGCUCAGAAGCUGCCAGGCCCCCCAAAAAGAAAAGGAAGAAAACACAAAAGAAAUCUUGGGAACAGGAACAGAAAGCUACAGAGCAAAAGACUAAAUCCUUGGUGAAGAAGUCUCCCACCUCUUCAAGGGCCAAGCAACCAGUGGAAUCCAAAGAAGAGAACUCCAGCUUUCUGGAGUCCUCUAAAGAUAGCCAAGGCACAGCACCUGAUUCUGUCUUUGCAUUGGAUUUCCUGCGACAGCGGCUACAUGAGAAGAUCCAGCUGGCCCGGGGCCAGGGCAGUGCCAAGGAGUUGUCUGCUGCCACUCUAGAGAAAAGACAGCGGAGAAAGCAGGAGAGGGAACGGAAGAAGAGGAAGCGGAAGGAGCUUCAAGCUAAGGUGAAGGCUGAAACAGCUGAGAAAAAAGAGGAACCAGCCAAGAUGCCCCCACAAGUGGCCUGCAAGGAGCUACAGGAGUCGGGGCUGAUCUUUAAUAAGGUGGAAGUGACUGAAGAGGAGCCGACCAGCAAGGCCCAGCGCAGGAAGGAGAAGCGGCAGAAGGUGAAAGGGAACUUGACACCACUGACAGGCAGGAAUUACAGGCAGCUGCUGGAGCGUCUGCAGGCGCGGCAGGGCCGCCUGGAGGAGCUUCGCGAUCAGGAUGCAGGCAAGGCCCAGGAGCUGGAGGCCAAGAUGAAGUGGACCAAUUUGCUGUACAAGGCUGAGGGUGUGAAGAUCCGUGACAAUGAACACCUGCUGCAGGAGGCCCUGAAGCGCAAGGAGAAGCGCCGGGCACAGCGGCAGCGCAAGUGGGAGAAGCGCUCAGAGCAUGUGGUGGAGAAGAUGCAGCAGCGUCAGGACAAGCGGCGCCAGAACCUGCGAAAGAAGAAGGCGGCUCGAGCUGAGCGGCGGCUGCAGAAGGCCCGUAAGAAGGGCCGAGUGCUGCCACAGGACCUGGAGCGUGCCGGCCUUUCCUGAGCAGCUUGCUACCUGCCAGAUUCCUGGCCAGGCACCCUCCCCACCUGGAUGCUAUGUACAUCCUUGAGGGCUGAAGUGGUAUGCAGUGCUGGUUCACAUUUAGGUGACAAACUGUGUCUCCUGUGUGAGGUCGACCCUUGUACCCCACAGCCAUAGUGCCAAGAUAUUUCAGCAGCAUCUUUAAGCAGAACAGUGUUCUCCAGUCCCUGAUAGGGGUGAAGGGGAUCUGUGCUCAGAGUGCUGUGAAGGGUGUGUGUGUACAUGUGAGUCAGGAAGAGGUUGGGAUGGGGCACCCCAUUGACCUCGGCCUGCCCACCUGUAUUUCCAGUAACCAUUAGAACAAAAAGCCUUGACUACUGGUUCUGUAUCCACAAGUCCCUGGGAACAGAAGAGACUAUGGAGCUCUUGGAAAAUCGGCUCCUGUCAUUCAUGUCUCUGGGCCAGAGCUGUCUUGAUCUGCCUGCUUCUUCCAAUUUCAGUCUUGUUUUCCUGGGAACCUCAGUGGUCUUAGGCUAGCAUCCAACUCAAAGCCCAGAGUCCUUCCUGAGUCCACAGGCUGUGCAUUAGGUCACACGGCCACCUGUGAUCCAGUUCGUGGCCGAGGCUUUGGUUGUAGUGGUGUGCUGGUUAGUUUUAUGUCAGUUUGACACAAGCUAGACUUACCUGAGAAGGUGGAGCCUCAACUGAGAACCCCCCCUGGAUUGGCCUGUGGGUGGCAUGUGGUGCAUUUUUACUGGUGAGUGGUGUAGGGCAGUGCCACUCUGGGCUGGUGGUCCUGAGUUGUGUAAGAAAGCAGGCCAAGGUAGCCAGGGGGACAAGCCAGGAAGCAGCACUCCUCUCUGGCUUUUGCUUUAGUUUCUGCCUCCAGGUUUCUGCUCUGGCUUUCCUUGGUGAUGCAGUGUUAUAAAUACAUAAAUGUAAUAAUGAGGUAAACCCUUUCCUCCGCCAAGUUUUUGGUCAUGGUGUUUUAUCUCAGCAGUAGAAACCCUAAGACAAGUUAGUGUGCUUUCAGAGGCAAGGAGGGAGACCCUGUUCUAAAAAAUGGAAACAGCUGGGGAGAUGCCUCAGCUGGUAAAAGCAAGUAACUGCAAGCCAAAGUGCAAAACUUUAGUUUUUGAAACCCUUUUUAAAAUCCAGAUGUGGUGUGUACCUAUAAUCCCAGCACUCACUAAAAACUGUGAGGUGGAGAGUCAGAAUUGCCUGGGAGCAGCUAGGCCCAACUAACCAGGAGUACAGUAGCAGAAGAGAAGUCCCUGUAUCAGUAAGAUGGAAGUCACAGCCAGCUGUGGACGUAGCCAGGCACACAUAUACCCCCACCCCAACAAACAAACCAAAAACAGCUGGUGAGAUAUCUCAGUGGGUAAAGCACUUCCUAGUGAGCCUGAUGACCCAAGCUUGAUCUUCAGAGCCUGCAGUGGAAGGAGAGCACUGGCCUUAAGACAGUACGGUGGCAUGGCUCUCAUACACGGAAAAAAAAGAUCUAGGUAAUUGGGCAGAUACAGUUAGGCAAGUGGCUAGAUUUUUAAGUUAUGAAGGAGUUGAAAAAUUAUAAAAUAUUCCAAGAAAACCACUGGUUAUGGUUUAAAUCCAUAAUGUCCUGGAAGGCUGUGCCUGAAUGGCUGAUAUCCUAGCAGUGCAGGUACUUUGUGGGAGGUUCCCUUGUGAAAGCUUUUCCCCCCUUACCAGGUUAUCCUGGCAACUUACUCUCUCCUGAGCCAAUUAGCCAAUCAGAGUGUGAAGUUAGCCCACCAACGGGAUCAGACAUAGUCACCACCUGAGCUGAGGAGAAAAGACUGGCCAGCUUGGCCAUGUGUACUCACAGCCUCAUUUGGGUUCCAGUGUACCUGUUUUUACUAAAAGUGCAUUGUUGAGUUACUUUCACUGUGAGUUUCUUUGUAGACAGUGAAGUUAUUUUCUAAUAGUUUGGCUGGCAGAGACACUUGAUGGACCCAAGGGCAGGUAGCCUACCUUGCUUCCAUCUAGUUCUGUUUCCUGAACUUUUGCCAUGUGACCACCAACUACCUCAAACCCACGAUGGAUUACAGGUUUCCUCUACCCAGUCUGGCAAAACAAAAUGUAUAUCAGGAGCUCACAACUAGGUCUGGAGAAAUGGUGUCAGUGUUCUGAGUCUCACAGGUUGAUUGGAGAAAGAGACACUGCAGGAGGUUAAGGCCUUGCUGGUAGCUGGGAGAUCAGCCUCUGGACUGAAUCUUUGUCAAAAGCCCCACAGAAGCUUAUUUAUUGAUAGCUUUUGUGUAAAGUAAGUUCCUCAUACCCAAGUCCCUGAUCUAAUUUAUAUGUUUCCUGAAGGAAAGCAUUUCACCCUUGUGGCCUCAGUCCUUAUUAUCCAAUGCAAGAUAUUCCAGGUGUGCCAGGAUUAUCUUGUGACCAAACACAUGCAAAGACUGUAGAGCUCCUUGAGAAAAACUACUCUAUAGAUAACAGAAAACAAUCACUGUUUUCUACAAAGUUUUUUUUUUUUUCAAGGUCUAAGUGCCAUGGACCGACCCAGCUGGGUCCCACAAUUGCGGGAGAAUCAGGGAUUUUGGAUAUUAGGAAGGCACCGAGAUAGCUUUGACUCUGCUGCAAUUUUACUGAAGUCAGGCUAAUAAUUUUAUAGUGAUUACAAAGGGAAACACCUUAAAGUUGGCAUACUUCCCAGAAUACUUAGAUUUUUACCAAGAAUACAAAGUUUACAUUUUAAAAGUGUAGCCAAACAUAAAGCAGUGCCCACAAGAAAUCUUGGCCUGAGAACUUCUUGACCAAAGCAAACAAAGGACAAAAAAACCUCAAACUGCAGUUUCAUUAUUGCUAACCAGUGGAGAGGAAAGUCAGGGGCUAAAUCAGAUACCUGCCAAAAUCUUUUUCUGCAUCAAAGUCUAAAUACACCUUUGUUUUGUUAACCAUCCUCCCAUAUGUCUUGCUAAAGAUUUAUAAUCUUCCUUAGAAACAAGACGCCAAAGGGAGGCAUGCUCGAGCCAGCUGUACUUUCCUAUGCUCUCUCUUCCUAAGGAGGAGCCCAUUAUUUUUUCACUAUUCUUGUAAUGUUUUCUGAUACUGAAUUUGAUUCAUUACUUCUUUUAAAAUUUUAUUUUUCUUUCAUUCUAUUCUAGUUAAAGCUUUUAGUAAUCUAUCAAAAAUGUUUCCUUGAAUAGUUAAUUGUGCUGUUCCAAGAAUCAUAGAGAAAGAUCAAAAGACUCGUUAAUCGAACCCCACAACCGCAACCGAGAAAGCGUAGAAAUCUCAGAAUAUGUCUUUUUAGCUUAAGUGGUCGCUAGGGACCUCCAGGGAGAGUAUUUCCGAAGAAAGCGGAUCUCCCGUCUAGUAGCACAAUCUAUUGAUAUGCUACUCUGACGAUGUUGGAGUGGGUGUAGCAUCUAAGUACUUAAAAAAAAAAAAGCUUUUCAUUCUGAUAGUUACCCUAGAUACAGGAAAACCACUAUUUCAUUCUACUGUCUAUCCUAAAUACAGUGAUUCUAGAAUUCCGUUUACAAAUGGCUUCUCAACACCUAUUUUUGCAGAGGACCAAACAAAUAGCUCAAAAGUAACCCACUCCUAUGAUAAUUAGCUAUUAUUGCUAACAGGGUGGGCCCCCUCUGGAGAGUGGAAGACUUUGUUUGAACAGGGCUUUUGACAUGUUGCCUAGCUUGGUCUUGAACUUGCUCAGCCUCCUGAAUGUUGUUGACUAUCAGUGUGUGCCACCACACCUGAGUCCUACUUCUUUUUUUUGUUGUUGCUUUGUUUUUUGUGUUGGCAUACUUUUUUAAAAGCUUUUGCUUCUUGUAUCUUUCUAUUCCACCCCAAUCCCUUCCAGCACCCCAGCACCAGAAUAGGAGAGGGUUACUGGCACAAUUCUCUCAGCUACUUCCUGCUGGUUGGGGUCCUCAGGUUCUUCGGCAGCUGCUCUUGUCUACACUGACACAUACUUUUUGCUGUUGAGCCUCGAGCUAGGUUCCAGCCAGAAGUUAACCAGAUGUUCUUGCCAGAAAUGGCUCAUUUGCUUCUCUGGCAGAGCCGUACCGUAUCUGAGUUAAUGCACUGGCCGUCUUAUGCUCUGAGGCUGCAUCGAGCAUUUCGAGAUCUAAAACUUUCAGCGGCUACUGGGAAAGCUAAUGGUGUUAAUGUUUUAACCUGAGGCUGCUCCUCUGGCACCUCAGUUUGCUCAAGAUUAACGUGUUUUCUUGAAACAGGCCUUUUGCCUUUAACCUUUCGCCUGUACAGUCUUCUGCUCCUCUUGGCUCCCCAGCCUGUCCAGAGGCUGUGGGACCUUGACACUGAAAGUGCACGGAGCAGAGCUGGGCAGCAGUUGUGGAGCAUUCAGGUAUUCUCCCUUUACCAAUGAUGCUUUUUGUUUUCCAAACAUUUCAGCCUCUACCUGCUAAUUUCCUACUCUCAUUGCCAAUUCUGCAAUGAAACAAAACCAAAGAAUCCCCUCUGGGAGAAAAGUGGGAAUAAAACCAGCGGUGGCAGCCUCCGUUCUGCUCGUGUCCUGAAACGGCCUAGUUUCUCUGUGCCCUACUGUCUCCUGUAUGGCGUGACUCAUUAUUUUAAGUCCAAUAUCUGGGCACCAUUUGUUGGUGAACUCUUAAAAAACUUUGUUUCUUAUCUUUUUCUCCCUACUCCACCCCAAUCCCUUCCAACACCAGGUAGGAGAGAGAGAGGGUUAGUGGGAGAGGGCGCAGUUCUUUCUUAGCUGCUUCCUGCUGGUUAGGGUUGUCAGGUUCCUUGGAGCCAGUACGAUCCUCAUUUCAGGAGAUCUCCAACCUCUUGUCUCACAGCAGCAAGGGGGAGCAAAAUUGUUCUUUCUCUGAUCUCCUCUCUGGGCUCUGGUAUUUAUUUUCUCUCCAGAGUCCUCAGAUUGAAACUAUCUGCAGCUGGCAAAGAGCUCCUCUCAGAGCCCACAUGAAGCAAAGAGUUUGCUGCUGUGGACCAUCUGAAUCAGUCCCCCCUCCCACACCUGGAACCAAAACAAAAACAUGUUUAUAUCCACAACAUUUUUGUUUUUUAGAAUUGCUGUCUCUGCAUAACUUUGGCUGUCACAGAACUCACCCUGUAGACCAGGCUGGCCUUGAACUCAGAGAUCUACCUGCUUCUGCUGCUUCCUUAGGGCUAUGAUUAAAGGCUUCUUACCACUACUCCUUAACACACAGGCACACAUUUGUGCAGCUGAAUCCUAAGUGUGGGUGGAGGAGGGACACUCAAAACAAUCACUUAAGGACAAAAUGGCUCCACUAGGUGUGGGCAGAACAUCAGUCCUCAAGGACAUCAGGAGCAGGUUUUCACAGCCCUUUUCACAAAAGCAGGAAAUGCUGCCGGGGAAAACCAGACAAAGACAUGGAAGCUCAGGUUUGGGGGCAUGGAACAUCUGAGAGCUGAAAGUAAGAAUGUAUAUUCUUGGGCCUGGCACAUGCCUUUAACCCCAUAGAACUCACUGUGCAGACCAGGCUGACCUCAGUCUCUCAGAGACCGAUCUGUCUUCUAAGUGCUGGAGUUUAAGGUGUGCACCAACCUGGUCUAGUGAUUAACUCAUUAAAAAAAAAAUCCUACUAGGUUUUUAUUUUUUGAAAUUAAAGUGUAAUUACAUCAUUUCCCUAUUUAUGUAACAACCCUGGCUGUCUCUCAAAUUUAUGGCCUGUUUCUCUGUUUCAAAUGUAAGUGCAUAUAUAAAUACAACAAGCCCAGUUUGUAUGUUA
This is a messenger RNA of Meriones unguiculatus (Mongolian gerbil), 6892 nucleotides long. RefSeq names its product surfeit 6 (gene Surf6). The record is from RefSeq and is a predicted model, not a curated record. Gene Ontology annotation, biological process: ribosomal small subunit biogenesis; ribosomal large subunit biogenesis. Bases 135 to 1199 code for a protein of 354 amino acids. The transcript is spliced from 5 exons. Lineage: Eukaryota; Metazoa; Chordata; Mammalia; Rodentia; Muridae. Gene Ontology annotation, molecular function: DNA binding; RNA binding. Gene Ontology annotation, cellular component: nucleolus.